AUGGUUGAGGCCACCUGCCCAUUCUGUGGCGUCACUAGUCCUGAACCUUUGGUGAUCGAAGCACAUGUCGAAGAGAAUCAUGCAGAGAACCUGGGUCUAUCUUCACAAAGACAUGGUCACGACGCAGUCGACCGUCGCUGCAAUGCUGUUGGACAAGAAUUUGCCUCCGAAGAUUGCCAAUUUAUAAAGUGCACACGCCCUGGAUGCGGCGAAUAUGUCCUGCUAGCAGACGUGGACGAGCAUAUGGCCGUACAUGAAUCAAUGACUGGAUCGGAUAACAGCACCAGCAUGCGAUCAGUGAGCGCGAAGACAGAAGAACAACUGGCUAAGAGUGACCCGGGUCGGCAAGCCAAGCUACAAAAGUCACGCAGCAGACGACCCAAACCCCAACCAGCCUCCUCUGCGCCAACACUGCUGGAAUAUUUCUCCGGUAGUUCUACGUUGGGGGGAUCCCAAAGCAAAAAGUCAAAAGUUGUACCACCUCCCGGCAGGUUAGGCAGGCGCGAGCUCGGCCCUCAUGCAUUCGAGAAGCGCAUGCCCGACCAAGUUCGGCGCCACUUGCUGGAAGACGGCAAGCCUCGUCACAUCAAUAAAAUCGGUGCAGACGGUAAGCUGAGUCGGCAAUCUGUAAUCGAAAAUGAAACUGCCGGGCUCAUACCGAUCCUCGCCAGUCUUUGUGCUCGCGACGCAGAGAAUGAAGUAACUUAUCUCUGUCACCCUGGCGUCAACCACAUCCAGGACAGCAUCGAGCAAGCGUGGGACGAUGGUAUCCUUGCUCAUGGACGCCGCGAGACGGGCGGAAUCAGUGGUACACGUAAGUGGAUAGGGACGUCUGAAGCAGCUGCGUACUUCACCCAGAUCGGCAUCAGCGUUGAAGCUCAUUCCUUCAAGGACGAGACCCAUGAGCUGGCUGUCGUGGGUCUGCUCGAUUUCGUGGAAGCACAUUUCAUCAGUGGCGUCGAGGCUAGCGAGAACCGUGGGAGCUCUCGGCUUACGCAGCGCUCGUCUCUGUACUUCCAGCGAUUCGGGCAUUCCAUGACCAUCGUUGGGUUGGAACGAAGGACUGAUGGCUCCAGAUCGUUGCUGGUGUUCGAUCCAUCGUUUGAGACUUCGGCUGGCAUGCUCAGUUUAGUGGCUGGACGACGUUCACGUGCGGAGCUCGAUACUCUACUCAAGGCUUAUCGCAAGACAGACCAGUCCCUUGCAAAGUGGGAAGAGUUUGAGAUUCUAGUACCAAGGAGCGAUGCUCCAUGA
Recurvomyces mirabilis is the source of this 1254-nucleotide messenger RNA. RefSeq lists its product as uncharacterized. NCBI's taxonomy places the organism in Eukaryota, Fungi, Ascomycota, Dothideomycetes, Mycosphaerellales, Teratosphaeriaceae. Bases 1 to 1254 code for a protein of 417 amino acids. The transcript is spliced from 2 exons. The record is from RefSeq and is a predicted model, not a curated record.